Molecule: messenger RNA, 1410 nt
Organism: Argiope bruennichi
Lineage: Eukaryota; Metazoa; Arthropoda; Arachnida; Araneae; Araneidae
Product: ecto-NOX disulfide-thiol exchanger 1-like
Exons: 2
Coding region: 208-1239 (343 amino acids)
Biological process (GO): ultradian rhythm
Cellular component (GO): plasma membrane; external side of plasma membrane
Molecular function (GO): protein-disulfide reductase activity
Source: RefSeq, a predicted model, not a curated record
AAAAUUUUUCCAAAAUUCCGAUCAGCUGUUCGUUAACAAUAUGACUUGGUACUGCUGCUUGAAUUGAAAUACAUUAGAAGUAAAACCGACGUGAAAAUACGACAGUUGAUGGAUAACAGUUUUGGACAGAAAUCGGCAGUUACGAACAUGAAGUAUUUGUAGGGUUUAAAAUUUCGUUUAACUCCUAAAAGAGAAACACCAAAUAAAAUGGAAAAACGUGCUCGCGAAGGGUCUCCUACCGACGAAAGCAUGGAGAAUCAAAUAGAAGCAAAUAGUCACGAAAGUGAUUUUAGUGCCGAAGGACAUCAUGUUUAUGAUUCAGUCCCACGUUAUUCUGAACAAGAAGCUGAAGCAUUAGGAAAAAAGUUAGUUAAUAAAGAAACAUUUAGAGAGGCACUGCAUAUUUUGAUUACAUGGUUAGAGAGAAGAGAAUGUAACGAGAGAAAUUCUGCACAUUUUUAUUUUUUGAUUCAGUUAUGUUGGAAUCAUGCUGAAAAAUUACAAACUGAGCAAAAAGAAUAUCUGAAGGAAAUUGAAAGGACUGAUAAGAAUUUAUGGAACAAAAAUUGUUCCAUUCAAUUACAGCUGAAUGAAAUUGAAGAAGUAUUCAAGGCAGUAGAAAGACAAAACCUGUGGGAUAAUUUCACUCAGAAUCAACUGGAGAAAAUGCAAGAGAUAAUAUCAGAUAGUUUGAAUCUCAAGCAAAAUAUCUUGAAAGAUUAUGUGGGUAGUGCAGUUGAGGAAAAGGAAUCAAAUGAUAUGUGCACUGAAGUUUUGCAUGCUGAAAAUAAUGCUCAUAAAUUACAAACUAAACUUGGUAGUUUAACUUAUGAAUUAAAUACUGUUUAUCAAAAAAUGGAAGAAAUGAAGGCAAAAUGCAAAGAAAAUGAAAAUGAAAUUCUAAAAUUAAGGUCAGAAUUGGAAAAGAAAAAGAGACUCCAAGGGAAAACUAAUUCGAUCGUAGAUGGAGAUAACCAACAAAAAAAACCCGUUGCUGAUGUUGCUUGUCAGUCUAAUACGGAUGAAAUGCAUAUUGUUUCUUUAAUUUCUGUUUUUUUGUUUGAUCAUCCAGAUGGAGUGAAUGUAGAUUGUAUACAUUCCCAUUUAAAUAAGUAUAUUCCCAUUACUCAUGCAAUAGAUAUUGAAAAUUUGUUGAGGAAAUACCCUAAAAUUUUUAAAGAAUCCGUGUCAAUUGGAGAUACACAGGAAAAGAAAUGGACCUGUAUAAGUUUCAUUUAGAAUAUUUUGACAGAAUUAUUUAUUGAGUAGUGCAUGUAUUUCCAAAAGUGUUUAGUGCUUCAAUUAAAAUUAAAAGAAAAAAUGUUUUAUUUUUUUAUUUGCAUGUAGGUGAUUAAAAUUAACUUUACAUAUGUGAUAGCAGUAGUGCUAUAUUGAUGAACAUUACUAAGU